Molecule: messenger RNA, 333 nt
Organism: Penaeus indicus
Lineage: Eukaryota; Metazoa; Arthropoda; Malacostraca; Decapoda; Penaeidae
Exons: 2
Coding region: 4-333 (109 amino acids)
Source: RefSeq, a predicted model, not a curated record
AAGAUGAAGAUAUCAUUUCUCCUACUUGGUAUUUUAUUUGCCACAGUGGCUGUAUUCGGAGCAGGUCUAUUGGACGAAGGACCCGCUGCAGACACGAAGCAGCUCCCGAGAAAAGCGAGUUUACAUCUCCGGAAGAAAAGACAAGAACCAAUUCCUGCCCUGUUUUCUGGAAGUGGUAUGGUAGCACCUGUUGCCGUCCAUAAUGCCCACGGUGCCGAAGACGGCGAUGGCAAAGACAAGGAUGCAAAGCACGAUGUGGAUGUGAAAGUGGACAUUAACGCUCACAAAAUCCGAUUGGCCUCCAUCGACAUAGACGUCGACAUUGGUCGGUAA